AUGAAUUACCAGUCUCUCAGCAUGGCACGCGAUGCCUCCGAGCCGCGGCUCCGCUCGGGAAGUAGACCAUCCUCGCGCGACCAGCCCGACCCCAUCGCCGCGGCGGCAAACACACGAGCGCCGACCACCUCCGCACAGAGCUUCACGCCCCGAUCUCUCAUCGUCGGCCUCAUUAUCGGUGCCUUGAUUACGUUCUCCAAUACCUACUUCGGCCUCCAGACAGGAUGGAUCAGUACCAUGGCCAUGCCGUCGGCCUUGAUCGGCUUCUCGGUCUUCAAGGUCCUUGCCAAUCAUCUAUCCUUCCCAUUCACGCCGAUCGAGAAUGUCCUGAUUCAGACCGUCGCUGGAGCGGUGGGAACUAUGCCUCUCGGUUGCGGGUUUGUCGGUGUCAUUCCUGCUCUAGAGUUCCUGCUGAAAGACGGCGAGGAUGGGCCGAAGGGUGACGGCGGGGAAGGCGAGGGUGGACCCCUCAAGCUGGGCUUUUGGAAAUUGGUUAUUUGGAGCUUGGGCGUCUGUCUGUUUGGCGUGGUUUUUGCCGUUCCUCUGCGAAAGGAAGUGAUUGUGCGGGAAAAAUUGCGGUUUCCAAGCGGCACUGCUUCGGCGUUGAUGCUUCGAGUCCUGCAUGGGGCUGGAAAAGACGAGAAGACACCGCUGUCACCUCAGGAUCACACCGUUGAACCGGAAGGACCUAGUGAACCUAUUCGUCAACAGGAAGAGGAGCAGGGUCUUUUGUUGAAGAAUGUCGACACUGAAGAUCAGGCGGCCCAUCAAAAGGAUUGGAGAUCGAAAAUGCGCCUUUUGGUCGGUGCUUUCGUAGUAUCUGGUGUUUAUACACUCUUUUCAUACUUCGUCCCCUUGGUUCGCGAUAUUCCUUUAUUCGGCGUGGGCCUCGCCUCCAACUGGCUAUGGACCCUUAACCCAUCGCCUGCAUACAUCGGACAGGGUAUCAUCAUGGGUCCAUCAACCUGUAUGCAUAUGCUUUUCGGUGCGGUUUUAGGAUGGGGAAUACUCUCUCCACUGGCCAAGGCUCGCGGAUGGGCUCCAGGGCCUGUGGACAGCUGGGAAGAUGGAAGCAAAGCAUGGAUCGUGUGGAUUUCUUUGGCAAUCAUGCUUGCCGAUUCCCUCGUCAGUCUUGGAUGGCUGGUGGCCAAGCCUCUCGUGAACCGCGCUCCCAGAUGGAUGGCUCUUUUCCGAUCGACUCGUGUCGGUCGAUGGGUCGCAUUACGGCUGCAGUCUUCCAAUUCCCACCAUCACUCUUACAUCAAUUACUCUGCGUUAGACUCCGAUGGCCAACCUUUGGCUCAUGAAAACCAUAUUCCCGUCACCGCCACCAUUGAAGAAGAAGAUGACGAUGCGCCGCCAUCGCAGCUUAUCUCUACUCGCACGGUUAUAAUUCUGCUCCCGCUGACCUUGAUCCUCAAUGUUAUUUGCAUGCACUACGUCUUCGGCGACAUCAUGUCCCCACUGUUGUCAAGUCUCGCUACUCUCCUCGCGGUCCUGUUAUCCGUCAUGGGUGUGCGCGCUCUGGGCGAAACAGACCUGAACCCAGUAUCUGGCAUCAGCAAACUCACCCAGCUUCUCUUCUCCCUCGCCACCCCAGCAUCUCAUUUCUCUCGACGAACAGCUCUGGUCACGAAUCUCCUGGCGGGUGCAGUCUCCGAAUCUGGUGCCCUCCAAGCCGGCGAUAUGAUGCAGGACCUAAAGACAGGCCACCUUCUCGGUGCAAGCCCGAAAGCCCAGUUCUACGGCCAAAUGAUAGGCAGUGUUGUCGGCGCCGCGCUCUCUACAGCUGUAUACAAAAUGUACGUGAGCGUCUACGAGAUUCCAGGCGAAAUGUUCCAGACGCCGACUGCGUAUGUCUGGAUCUUUACCGCGCGCCUUGUGACUGGCCAGGGCUUACCGGAUAUGGCCUGGCAAGCGUCUUUCAUUGCCGGUGUUAUCUGGAUGAUCAUCACUGCCGUCCGCAUUGCAACUGCAUCUCCUGCCUUUGCGCAGAACGGUAAACCACCAGCUUGGAGGGACUGGAUCCCCGGUGGUAUUGCUGUGGCAGUUGGCAUUUUCAACGUCCCAUCCUUCACUCUGGCGAGAGCUAUUGGUGGUGUCAUUGCCUGGUGGUGGUCACGAAAGCAUUCCACACCCUCCGCUCAACCUAUCUCCGUGGAGAAUAGUAAUGGAGUUAAUCCUGGCGCCUCGACAGGGGAGUCUACAGAGCUGCAAAGUGGGCAGGGAGGCUCUACGUCCGCUGAUCGGGAAAGUGCGAAAGCAGACGCCGCUUCUUCGACUGUUGUUGUCUUGGCGUCGGGUCUCAUUUUAGGCGAGGGGAUUUUGAGUAUUGUAAAUCUUCUUCUCGCGAGCGGACGCGUGCCUCACCUCUAG
Penicillium cinerascens is the source of this 2376-nucleotide messenger RNA. Its product is annotated as OPT family oligopeptide transporter. The transcript has 2 exons. Lineage: Eukaryota; Fungi; Ascomycota; Eurotiomycetes; Eurotiales; Aspergillaceae. Gene Ontology annotation, molecular function: oligopeptide transmembrane transporter activity. Bases 1 to 2376 code for a protein of 791 amino acids. The record is from RefSeq and is a predicted model, not a curated record. Gene Ontology annotation, cellular component: fungal-type vacuole membrane.